AUGAAGACCAUCAAGCCGAUAAACAAUUCUAGCCGCAAUACUGUUCUUAUCGAUUAUCGCAAAAAAUUAACCCCCAGUAAUAAAAAAACCCCACGGAAAUUACUUCGAAUUAUUAAAUCGCAUUCUGGACGCAACAAUCAAGGGAAAAUUACUACUCGGCACCAAGGAGGACGACACCGCCGAUUUUACCGAAUUAUUGAUUUUAAACGCUACCCUAAGGAUGGCGUGGCCGGAAAAGUCACAAGCAUCGAGUAUGACCCAAACCGCAAUUGUUUUAUUUCUUUAAUCAGUUACCGUGACGGGAGUUUUGGAUUUAUUCUGACACCCGAAGGAUUAAAAGUGGGAGAUAUGGUAUUAAGCGGAGAAGAUGAGAAAAUUACUGUCCAGAUUGGUAAUAAUUUACCAUUAAGUCUUAUCCCUGAUAAUUUUCCUUUACACAAUCUCGAAUUAAAGCCAAAAAAGGGUGGUGAAUUAAUUCGUAGUGCGGGAACUUAUGCGGAAAUAAUUGGUCGAGAAGAAAGUGGUAAAUACGUGCUGGUUCGUCUUCAAUCCAAAGAAGUGCGAAAAAUAUUAGCCAAAUGUCGAGCGACAAUUGGAAAAGUAAGUAAUAGUGAAGCCAAUUUAGUUAGGUUGGGUAAGGCUGGCCGUAGUCGAUGGCGAGGGGUUCGUCCGGCAGUGCGAGGUUCAGCCAUGAAUCCUUGUGACCAUCCUCACGGAGGUAAAGAAAAGCAGCCUAUUGGUCACGCUUCUCCACUUAAGAAGAAAGAAGAAGACGGAAAAAUAGGGAUUUAUGAGAUUUCUAUUAUUGAGGAUUCAGAACAUAGUAUAGACGAAUUAAUUAAGAAUGAAUUAGCUAAUGAACAGGCAACGGAAAAAGGUAAUGGUAUAAAAGAAGUCGCAAUUAAAGGUCUUCUCGUUAGAUGUGUUAAAUUGGCUGAGUUUGAAGGUUAUAGUAGAGAAGAAGAAAUAAAAUUUGAAGUAAAAGAAGGUGGUCUAUUUUUGAAAAACCAAAGAAAAUUGGUUGGAGUAAAUAGCGUUAUUUAUAAUAAGGAUGCUGAAGUAAAAUUUAGUAACGAUAAAACCGACUUCUCAAUUGGAACUAAUAAUUUUCAAUCAUAUGAAAAUCUUCAAGGGUUAUUAAAGGAAGAAAAUGCUUUGCUGGUGAUAGAAGUGGAUGCAGAAAAGUUUCGGGAUUUAGCUCAGAGGCCAGAAUUUAAUGUUCAGUCUGUGCCAGUGCUCUUCCUUUUUCAAGAUAGCAAAAAAAUUAAAGAAAAUCGGGGUUAUUUGAAUAGCGAAGAACCCGAGGAUGCAGGUUCGAAUCCUGUCGCCUCUGCCAAAAUAUUAGAGAUGAGAGAAGUUGCGAAAAAAUUUGUGACGAGUGAUAAUCAACAAACUUAA
Messenger RNA from Racocetra fulgida, 1398 nucleotides. The record is from the annotation of a GenBank genome assembly. NCBI's taxonomy places the organism in Eukaryota, Fungi, Glomeromycota, Glomeromycetes, Diversisporales, Gigasporaceae.